Oldenlandia corymbosa var. corymbosa is the source of this 4733-nucleotide messenger RNA. NCBI's taxonomy places the organism in Eukaryota, Viridiplantae, Streptophyta, Magnoliopsida, Gentianales, Rubiaceae. The record is from the annotation of a GenBank genome assembly.
AUUGUUUUUGGUUAUGUUCCGUUGUAAGGUUUAACAUUCAUAAAGUGCACUAUUUUGUGGGAUAAAAUGAAUUUUAUUUGUUAAUUAGAGAUAGACUUUUUGGAUUGGAAUCGGAGAUAAUAGGGAAAAAAAAAGAAAAAGAAAAGACUUUUUAUGAUCAUGAAGAGUCAAUGACUAAAAUACUAAUAUUUGGAAUUAAACUCGUCUUACUUGGGUGGCUUGCAAGGGUUAGAUUGAAACUGUGGUUGGAACAUGGCAUGAUAAGUGUUUCUUAAAAAUAAAAAAUAAAAAAAUAAAAAAAUGAGAAAAAAAAACCCUCGUCUUCUCGGUGUUUUAUAAAUAUGCAGUUGUAGACUUUGUAAGUUCAACAUCCAAUUCAUCAUCAGUUUGUCUUUUGAUCUCUCUCGUUCACCACUUUAUUCCCAUGUUAUUGAUCAUAGCUCCAUUUCAGCUCUUACUUUCCAUUUAUUAUUCAGAAAAUCUUCUUUCCAUUUCUGUUGCUUCUCUGUUCAAUCUUUCCAAUUAAGAUACUAUCAGUUUGGUCACCUUCAACCUUCAGAACUCUGUUCCUUUCUCACCAUAUCCCUUGUUUUUCUCUCAAUCCUUUUGAGUGUUCAUCUUUUGCUGUUCUAUUCCAUUAAUUCUACUCUUCAGUUCAUCUUUCACCUUCAUCACAUCAACAUUUCCUCGCACGAAACUCUGUUUGCUUUGCCUGUUUCCUGAUUCCCUGUUUCCCUUUCCCAUCCACCAUUCUCCCUGAAGAUUCUUAAACAGCAAAAGAUGGACCCCACCCUCAUCGUCGAUUACAUUAAUUCCUCGUUAGUCGAUUUGGACUUUCUGGUGAAACGUUGCUCCGAUCAUCAAGAUGCCCAAACUUUAACGAAGCUGAGGUUUGGGUUAAGGAACCUCGAAACCUUUGUUCUUGCUGCCAGAAUGUUGGGCAAAGCUGUAAACCUGGAAUCUUUCUUGUCUGGCAUUGAGGAUAUUGUUCGUGAGAAAGCGGCGGACAUAAACGAUCUUUCUCUCAAUCCGGGUGCCAAUUUGGAUUUGAGUGUAGCUUCUGAGUUCCAAAAGGACAUUCAGUCUUUGGAACAAGAAAUGGAUGAAUGGUACGCCACUAUGCUGGAUUCCUCAUCCCAAUCAUCAAGCUCCCUCGAGGAAAAACAAGUGUUGGAAAUCAUCACUUCCAUUGUGGAGAAUCUAUUGGAUAUUCACUCUUUGGAACCCAAAGAGGGAUUCCACUUUCAAAUUCUUGAAGAAGCAAUGGAAGCCUUGGCAGAGCAGUUUCGAUUCUUGAAAACUCUCCUGGGCUUUACUUCAAAUGGGAAUGAUGAAUCCAGACAAGAUUUAUUGUCUCAUGCUGAACUUGUUACCAUGGAUGCUGCAUAUCUCCUUUUCACCUUUGGAAACCUCGAAAAGUUCGAUGAAGAAAGUUGCAACCCGAUGAAUGUCAACGUUUCGAAAUUGCUGCAGCAGAUCAAGCCUACUGAUGCUCAGGUUUAUGAGACUUACAUUCAAGCCUUGAGUAGCACACAGUUGCCCACCUUUAUUGCAAUGAAGAGUUUCCUCGAUUCACUCAUAUCUAAUCUUUGGGAGCUGUUGGUGUUGAACACUGAUGAUCUUGUUGUUUCGAUGAAGGAUCAACUGCGAGAACUUUAUGAAUGUCUUAGAUCCCUGAGAUCGAUUCUCAAGGAAUCAACAGAAGGCGUUAAGGCAGAUAUUGGAGGUGUGGUACGUGAUGCCGGAAUCCUAAUUUGCUCAUUGUACCAGAAUCGCAUAGAUGGAGGAGACCUUGGUCUCCGAAAUCUGUUAGAAGGAAUCAAUACCGUUCUAGCGAAAUCUGGAAGGAAAGAUCCAGAAGAACCAACAAUGUUCAACUUUCCAAGGACGAAUCAAUUGGGUUAUGUGGAUUUCGUAUUAGAAAAACUGAUAGAGAUAUCAAUAAGUGAUGUAGCUGAACCAACUGCCAAGAGUUGCCUUCAAACUAUCGAGGAAGAGCUUAGUUUCUUAAGGUCUUUCUUGGAGGUCAUUGUGGAUAUGCGCCAUCAACAGGUGGAACUCCGGAGUAUCUGGGAUCGUUCUCUGGAGAUGGCGCAAAAGGUGGAGGAUCUCAUUGACCACCUGGUGGUCGGAGUUAGUUUUCCAGCGUCGUUUGCUUCCAUCACCGAAGACCUGGAGAACAUUAAGGGGGAUAUGGUGAAGAUUUCUAACCAGAAGCGACCCGAAAUCAAAGAGAAGGAAGCAGCCAAGGCUCAGAUCAGUUCCAUACCCCAACAGAUAAGUCCAUCAACAACAACUGAAGUUGUAGGUUUGGACAAGGAGGCGGCAUCAAUCAAGGACCGACUCCUGAGAGGAUCUCCUCAACUGCAGGUCAUCUAUAUUACGGGUAUGCCCGGACUGGGCAAAACCACUCUGGCGGCAAAAGUGUACAAUGAUCCAUCCCUUUUGUACCACUUUGACCUUCGUGCUUGGUCUCCAAUCUCCCAAGUAGUGGACAGAAGGAGAGUGUUGCUAGAGCUCUUAAACCAGGUCAAUCCUCAGAGAUACGCUGAGCUGACUGAGCUAGAUUUGGCAGAAAAGCUUCGUCGCACCCUGAAAAUGAGAAGAUAUCUUAUUUUUUUGGAUGAUGUGUGGGAUAUCGAGGCAUGGAAUGGCUUAGGAUUCACAUUCCCUGAUGAUAAGAUGGGCAGCAGAAUCAUUCUGACGAGUCGUCAUAAGGAUGUUGCUCCUCCUUAUCUGCUCGACAAACCUGCCCUCUCUCUUGAACCGCUGAAUGAGGAAAACAGCCUCAAAUUGUUGCAGACGAGGUUAUUUCCUGAAACAAGUUGGCCUCGUACGUUACAUGUUCUUGGGAUGGAAAUCGCUAAAAGCUGCAAGGGGUUGCCCCUGACUCUUGUCAUUGUAGCUGGGCUUCUCGCGAACACAGACCAAAAGGAGUGGAAGCAAAUCUCUGAUCGUCUAAGCACGGGUGAUGUUGAGAUUAUUAAACAUUGCACAAACACAUUAGAGCUCAGUUACAAACAUUUGCCGGAGAAGUUAAGGCCAUGCUUGCUGUAUUUUGGAGCAUUUCAAGAAGAUCAGGAGAUUUCGGUCAAUAGAUUAGUUCGCUUGUGGGCUGCUGAAGGAUUCAUCCGGAAGCCAGAUGCGAGCAAGAGAGUGGUAGAUGUUGCUGAAGAGUACUUGCAAGAUUUAAUUGGGAGAAGUUUGAUCAUGGUUGUCAAACAAAAUUACACUAAAAGAGUAAAAUCCUGUCGUAUUCAUGAUCUGCUUCAUGAUUUUUGCUCGCAGAAGGCCAAAGAAGAACGUCUCUUCCAUUUUCUGAGAGAGCAUGAUGAGCUGUUAGAAUUCAACGAGCCACGAUACCUCCGGCGGCUAUGCAUUCAAUCAGAGGCAGAGCAUUUCAAAGAUUCUAAAUUAUUUUGUCCUCGUGCGCGUUCUCUCCUCAUCAACUUUUCGCAAAAAGCAGGAGGCGAAGACGAUGGGAUGAGACUGAAUAUCUCAGUCAUGAUCAACAUGUUCAAACUCUUGAGGGUGUUGGACUUGGAGAGGAUUGAUGUCGGCUCACGAUUUCCAAGUGAGAUAGAGAUGCUUGUUCAGUUGGUCUUCCUGGCGAUUCGAGGCAAGAUGAGGCACGUUCCAUCUUCGAUAGGUAAGCUCUCAAAUUUGGAAACCUUUAUUGUGGUUGCAGGAGCGGAGAUGGUUUCACUGCCAGAGAAUCUGUGGAAUCUAAGCAAACUAAAGUAUCUUUGCAUUAAGGGCGACUCUGGUGAUGUUGGUAGUAGUUUGCCCUUGGAGAAUCUUGACGAUCCAUCCACUUUGUGGGAAUUGGAUAGGUUUUCUGGUGUGAUCAUUCCUCACUGGGAGAUGGAAAGGCUGAUGAGAAAGUUUCCAAAAGUCCGCAGGCUAAAAUGCAAAUUUCAAUUUAAGCUGGAUGCAAAGAGUCGGCAAACGGUUGCAGUUCUUGAUUUCAAGAGUCAAUCUGAACUGGAGUCGCUGGAUAUGUCUUUUCAUGAGAAGCGUAUUCCGCGAAACUUUAAGUUUGACAUCAGUCUGCCUGACAACCUCAGAAAAGUGACCUUGUCACGCAUUCCUUUGCCUUGGACGAAUCUUUCGACCAUCGGUCAACUUCAAAACCUGAAGGUCCUCAAACUUAUCUAUAUAUCCUUCGAAGGGGAAGAAUGGCAAAUGAAAGACGGGGAAUUCUCGAACCUUGAAAUCUUGAAGCUAUCUUCUUGGGAGCUUGUCAGGUGGACAGCUUGUGAAGAUCAGUUUGCUUGGUUGACGAAGUUGGAAUUGGAGGGUUGUAGACGGUUGGAAAAGAUGCCUGGUUGUUUACCCAGCACCGAGACACUUGAAACAAUUGAGGUCUCCGAUUGUUGUCAGACUGUUGUUGAUUUGGUGAAAAAGAUUGAGAGGGAGAAGAAGGAGUGGGGAGAUGAUGGAUUUAAAAUCAGAGUAGGCCGGAUUUGGGAAGAUCCGCGGAAGAGGAAUAAGUGAACUGAGGAAGCUCCGGUUUCACUUCCAUCGUCACAGCUGUGGGAUUGUUUCUUCACAUCUUCUUUCGAUUCUUGAUGUUUAUUUUAAUUUGAGUUUACUACUGCUGUCAGUACUAGCAAAUGUUGUUGCAAUAAUACUGUCUGUAAUUCGUGUUAAUGAAUCUGAAUUCUGGAAUUUUACUUCAAUUCAAUAAAUGAUGGUCAGUAUAAAUUUCUGAUCAGCCACAUGUGACGCCA